Messenger RNA from Cercopithifilaria johnstoni, 795 nucleotides. The record is from the annotation of a GenBank genome assembly. NCBI's taxonomy places the organism in Eukaryota, Metazoa, Nematoda, Chromadorea, Rhabditida, Onchocercidae.
AUGGGUGAAGGUGAUAGAAAAGCACAACUUGAAGAAAUUCAAUCUAUCGAGUCAAUAUAUGGUGAUUUGAUUCAUCUCGAAUCGUCUUCACAACUCAGUAUACGAUUCAAUGAUGUACAGCUAACUAUUUGUCUUCCUAAACAUUACCCAACAAGCUCACCGCCAUAUUUCGAACUUAGCGGGCCAUCGUUAACAGAAAUCCAGAAAGAAGAGAUGAAAAAUUCGAUGAAUGAAAUUUAUGCAAAAAAUGUUGGCCAGCCAAUUUUGUACGAGUGGAUUACAUACGUGAACGACUAUUUAGCUAGUUUUGAUGGUAGUUUCAAGGCGGAAUCAGUUGAUAAUGAUGAAUCUCCACCAACUAAUACAGCUCUUUCAUCACCAUCAUCUCAACGGUGCAUUCCAACCAUAAUCAGUGGCAAUUCAUUGGUAGAUCGGAAAAGCACAUUUCAAGCGCAUGUUGCACAAGUAUUUUCCCGGGAAGAAGUAACCCUUGUGCUGAAUAAGUUGAAAGAAAACAACAAAAUUGCAAAGGCAACACACAAUAUGUAUGCAUGGUUAACUGAAGAAAAUGUAAAUGGCCGUUUGAUAAAACAGCACGAUUGUGAAGAUGAUGGUGAGAUCGGUGCAGGUGCGAAAUUAUUAAACUUAUUGGAAUUGAUGAAAGCAAAAAACGUACUAGUGAUCAUUACUCGCUGGUACGGAGGUAUACAUCUUGGACCGGAUCGAUUUCGACAUAUUUGUAAUUUGGCGCGUCAGAUCCUGGUGGAUAAUGGUUUUUCUGGUCGUACUUCUUAA